GUUCCGGGCGCUCGCGCGCCGCCGCCCUGGAGCACAGGCCGGACUGCACUACGGCGCGUUACUAUAGAAACCAAGAACAACAAGGAGUCCGGUUCCACUUCCCGCUUUGCCUCAGCCGGCGCGCACAAACGGGGGAGAGAGGAGCGUGCCGUGCGCAUGCGCAGUCGCUCUCUCAGGGGCUCCCGGCGCAUGCGCGCGAACGGCCUGGUGCGGAGCUGCAGCCGGAGCCGGGACGAUGUCUCGCUACGGGCGCUAUGGAGGCGAGACCAAGGUGUACGUGGGGAACCUGGGCACCGGCGCCGGCAAGGGCGAGCUGGAGCGAGCCUUCAGCUACUACGGCCCCCUGCGCACCGUGUGGAUCGCACGGAACCCGCCGGGCUUUGCCUUCGUGGAGUUUGAAGACCCGCGAGACGCGGAAGAUGCAGUUCGAGGUUUGGAUGGAAAGGUGAUUUGUGGCUCCCGAGUGAGAGUUGAGCUGUCAACAGGCAUGCCCCGCCGCUCCCGCUAUGAUAGACCUCCCGCACGGCGACCAUUUGAUCCCAAUGACCGGUGUUACGAAUGUGGCGAGAAAGGUCAUUAUGCUUAUGACUGUCAUCGCUAUAGUCGUCGGAGGAGGAGCAGGUCACGGUCUAGAUCUCAUUCAAGGUCCAGAGGAAGAAGGUAUUCUCGGUCACGCAGCCGAAGCCGUGGUAGGAGGUCCAGGUCAGCUUCCCUUCGCAGAUCCAGAUCUGUCUCUCCUCGUAGAUCUAGAUCAGCCUCACCCCGCAGGUCCCGAUCGGGUUCUUUAAAAAGAUCAAGAUCUAGAUCCAGAUCACGAUCAAGAUCCAGGUCCGUUACAUGGCCAAGAAGCAGGUCUGGGUCCCAUGGUAGAUCUAAAUCUGGCUCACCUGCUAAAAGCCGAUCAAAGUCCAGAUCCCCCUCUCCAAAGAGAAGUCUGAGCCAUUUAUAACCAUUCUCCAUUAACUUGGUCGUUCACCAUCAGGAAGCCCUCGAAGGAGGAGUGCAAGUCCUGUAAGAAUGGACUGAAAUUUCAAAGUUAACCUUCUGGGAAGAACGUUAUUUUGUUUACAUUAUUAUAAGGGAUUUGUGGUGUCUUUGAUGUAAAUGGUAAGGGCUUAGUUCUAGAAGAGUAUUUCAAUCUGAUAACAAUUGACAUGGAUCUGGAUCAUUUAAAUUCUGCAAAGUCACAUCAGUAGACUAGUGCACAACUUGUUUUGUUGUAUGUAUUAACAUCCUGUGAUCUGAAAAUGUGGGACUCUUUUAUUGACACGUUUUUUAUUGCCUCAUUGAAAUAAAAUGUGUAUUUCUAACUAAAAACCUCCUUGUGAUGCCCUACUGCUUAACAAAAAAAAAAGGUGGCUACCAUUAGCCUACCCUAAACCAAUCAGAUUCUUCCCAGUUUAUUUUAAAUAGUCUCUAGUUAUGUGAACUUGUUAUUGACGUUAAAUGGAUGACAAAAUUUUAAACCGUGACUAAAAAUCCUUGAUAUCUCAGUUGCCAUAACUUCCUGUAAUACCAUUUACAUGAGCUCUCUAGUCAUUGUGAUCUUCCAAUGUAGAGAGAGUAUGAAUUUCUAAUGUCUAAAGUUUGUUUACAAAAAGUAAAGCCUUUCUUAUCACAAAGCAGAAGGGCACAAGCACAAUAUUUGCACUGCAGGUUACCUUCAAAUAACGGUUCAUGUUCCGAGAGAAAAGGCAGCUAUGUUGCUCUUUCUCUAACACAACGCAUUUAUGGUCAGUUAGUCUAACCUGAGAA
This is a messenger RNA of Terrapene triunguis (Three-toed box turtle), 1755 nucleotides long. RefSeq names its product serine/arginine-rich splicing factor 7. The transcript is spliced from 10 exons. Gene Ontology annotation, molecular function: RNA binding; zinc ion binding. Gene Ontology annotation, cellular component: nuclear speck. Bases 236 to 949 code for a protein of 237 amino acids. Gene Ontology annotation, biological process: mRNA splicing, via spliceosome. The record is from RefSeq and is a predicted model, not a curated record. Lineage: Eukaryota; Metazoa; Chordata; Testudines; Emydidae.